CGUGGGCAUACUGUUGUAUACGUGUUUGUGUAGUAAGAGCAUGCUUCAAACGAGUAGGGCAUGGCUGUCCAGAUCAAGAACGACUACAGCACGUGAAGCACGACGAAUCCUACACGGUGGCAACGGAGUCAGUGCACUUCCGUCGCGCACAAUACAUACUCAGAAAUGUAGAUCAGUCAUAGCAUCCGACAGUCUCAUAUCACGGCGGUCGAAAUUGAGCCCGAUUUAUGCGUUUAGUAAUCCCUACUUGAAUAUCAGUACAUACUCCCUGGCAAGCACGCACGCGUGGAUCAAUUAUGGCUUAGCUUCACGCACAUACUCAGCAGCAGCACAGGCUGUGGUUGAUGAGAAGAUUAAAGAAAAGAAGGAGAGCGUGGAUGAGGUCUUAGAAGCUGGCCUUCCGCCAUCUAAAGUAGUUAAUAGUGAGGAAAGAUUAGCAAAACGAAAGAAGUUUCUGAAGAAUCUGAAGGAGAGGUAUUCGACCAUGAACAAAGAAAGAGCCGAGGAAGCGAAGCGAGAGCGUUUGCAAAAUACCAAUGGGAGACUCUCGAGAAUGUGGAAAAGCCUUGUGCACGGCUUUCACCACACCGUCGACGGCUUUAAGCUCCUCGCUACCAAUGUCCGGAUUACUGCAGGGAUUCUGAAGAAGCUGAAUACGGGCGAAGAUCUCCUGCGACGCGAACAGCGUAUGCUGAUGAUGACCACGGUGGAUCUGAUCCGCAUGGUGCCAUUCUCACUCUUUAUCAUCAUCCCUGGGGGAGAGCUACUGCUUCCGGUGGCAUUGAAGCUGUUCCCGCAAAUGCUACCGUCGACCUUCGACGAGAAGUUCCCUGAGGAUGAGUACUUCUCAGAGGUGCCCGACCAGCUGAGGCACAAACGAAUGUUGGCGUUACACUUAUGUGAGGAAGCAAACUUGGCACACUGCCCGAUUGGCGAAGUGAAAGAGGCUCUGAUGCGCGUUAGGCUGGGGUCUUCGCUGACUGUAAAUGACAUACGCCUGGUCGCACCGCUGGUCAAAGGCCGGAUCACCUUGCCCAAACUAGUCUCGGAGCCGAAUCUGAUCCACAGUUUGUCUGUCUUACUAGAUUGUAAAACUACAGGAUCGCCGGAUGCCAUGGCGACACGAAUCCAGAAGAAAAUGGCUGUCCUAAAAUACGACGACAAGAUGUUAUAUGUCGAAGGUAUCGACGAUUUAUCGCGGGUCGAGCUCGUAGUUGCCAAUAGAAGGAGAACUCUAAGGCAUUCGCUGAUAUCUACGGAAGCCCUACAGCAACAACUGAAGUGGUGGGUCGAGUUAUCGAUCGACCCGAAAGUGCCAAAUCUGUUGCUCUUGUUCAUGGCCCCUAAUGCUAAGCCAUCCAUCGAGAAAUCGCGUGUGAUGUAUGCAGAUACGGCUAUCUACAAUGCACUGGAUAAGCUGUUCCAAAAUGACGACGCAGAGAAGAAACUCGAUUCCUUGUCUUCGACUGUACCGAAGUCCUUCUUGACUCAGGUUCAAAUGUUACUGGACCAUUCGGACCGAGAUUUGAUGGCUGCGCGAGAGCACGACAAGGCAUCUCUCAAAGAAAAGCUGGAAACUAUUAGAGACGAAGAAAAACUCAUGAACGAGGAAAGAGCGGAGAAGAAGAAAGCGGAGGAAAAGGAGAAAGAUAUAGAACUGAAAGAGGAGUUGGACAAUAUCAGCGAGACGGUGGACACCGAGAGUGUGCAGGCUAAGAAAGGCGAUGAGAAAGAUAUCUUCUCGUCGAGCGGCAGUGGAAAUAGUGAAGUUGAUGAAGACAAAUUCGCGCACAAUGCUACCAAAGCUAGUGGAGUGCGACAUAGUAAGAGUAGUAGUGGCUCGAGUACUAGUUCUGCGCCCCCGAAAAUGGAGUAGUCGGCAGUAUCCAGGCAGAUGUGAUUUCUUUUGGUGACCUGAAGUCGACUCAAAUUUUCAUGCACCGAUGUGUAAAAGUUUGUGGAAUACUAUCUGCGCACCCUCGAAUUUGAAUCUCCCGGCAUACGAUGCGGGAGGUAAUCGUGUGCUUGUGGCGUGGUUGCAACCUUGGUUGACAGGCAAAAGAGUGUCUUUAUAAGAGUAAAUGACACAUUUGACAUCUUGUUUCAAUACUAGUCGCCACGUGGGAACUGUAUAUUCUUUGUAUGCAACACUGACCACCGAACCACCCAGAGGCACUCGACAUAUCAAAUCGAUCACAGUCCGCAUUGUUAACCUCGGCGUACUUGAUGAACACCCAGCCGCAUUCUAUUGGAUGACCUCGCGUACAAACGAUCUAGCGUUGCAAACGUAUAAUGUGCUGGUGGUUCGAGGUUUACAUUGUAACAUUUGGUCUACGCAAAAGCUGCAAAUAUGCGGCAUAUCCAUUUACAAUGUGAUGAAUGAUGUGUAGAGUUGGUGCAUUAUUAAUACAUAAGGUUGCUUCUGUUUUAGCAGGGUACUGUAUCUGCAAUCCGCAUUAAAUUGAUUCUAAACCGA
Messenger RNA from Sphaeroforma arctica JP610, 2476 nucleotides. RefSeq lists its product as hypothetical. The record is from RefSeq and is a predicted model, not a curated record. Gene Ontology annotation, biological process: intracellular monoatomic cation homeostasis. Gene Ontology annotation, molecular function: ribosome binding. Gene Ontology annotation, cellular component: mitochondrial inner membrane. The transcript is spliced from 10 exons. Bases 41 to 1876 code for a protein of 611 amino acids. NCBI's taxonomy places the organism in Eukaryota, Ichthyosporea, Ichthyophonida.